Messenger RNA from Penicillium antarcticum, 1464 nucleotides. RefSeq names its product ACT domain-containing protein. The record is from RefSeq and is a predicted model, not a curated record. The transcript has 3 exons. Lineage: Eukaryota; Fungi; Ascomycota; Eurotiomycetes; Eurotiales; Aspergillaceae. The coding region runs from base 1 to 1464 and encodes 487 amino acids. Gene Ontology annotation, biological process: regulation of intracellular signal transduction; cellular response to L-arginine. Gene Ontology annotation, cellular component: cytosol.
AUGGAUCAAUCCAUGACCCUCAUUGAUGCCCAGGUGCACUUCCUAGACGAACGCGUGGUGCUGGUGCACAUCCCGCUGGAGCUGUACCCGUACUUUCUCAAGGCAGUUCUCAAGCUGAUUUUUGAUGAAAUCCCACCACUCGAGAAUGAUGGGGAAAAUGACGAUGAGGAGUCUGACGAUUUUGACAAUGUCUCGGAAAAUGACUUCAAACCGCCGGCCUUUAUGAAUAUCUCUAUCACGCCCGUCGAGGUCUCGGUCAUGUGCCCCAGGCGUCUAGUCGACAAGUACUUUGGGCCUGUCAUGGACCAGCUCGACCAACUUGAUGGUUCUCUGCGUUCCCGCUUGGUCAUCAGCGAGAACGACUUCAUCGCCAUGCAGGUCCUCGGCGAAGGCCUCGAAGCCGGUAGGCGGGUGCUCGACCUAACGACUCCGCUCGCUCUGGCUGGAAUCUCCAUCUUCUUUAUUUCCACUUAUUUCUCCGACUACAUCGUAGUCCCGAGCCAGAGCAAAGCAAGCGUCAUGUCAGCUCUUGAAGCUCGUGGUUUCCAAUUUGACAACGCAAGCGCUGCUUUCAUCAACAGCCCCCUCAGCCCAACAGCAGAGAGACGACUCAGCGACCUAAUACCACCAAAUACUCCACCACCUUCAACAGUAUCAGAGCUUCAAAUUCGCACCUUUGACAGUCUCCGCAAACGCCAGAUCUCUCCCUCGGUAGACAAAACCCUCCGUCUAGUCCAGUGCGCUGCCCACCACCAAUACCACAGCGAAGACAGCUCAAUGUCCAUCCUCCGCGACGCCCUAACAACAGUCCUCCUAGUCGACGAACCACGCUUCCUCUCCCUGACCUUAGCAGCCCUGGACCCAGCUGCCUCCCUCCUCCUAGAGAAGCGCCUCCUCCCCCGCUUCGCGCUCCGAGCUUCAUCCCACGGGACCUACGAAGACGGCUCGGGUCUCCUCCUUGGCUCAAAAGAAGACUGCCUGAUUCCAAUCACGCUGGACUUACGAGACCUCCCCCUCGAAGCAUCAGGAAUAGUCUGUGGUGUAGCCGGCCGCCUAGCAGAAGCAGCACACAGCCCCCGCGCUUCACUCUCAACAGCCAUCUCCAGCAUCGGCAGCAACGCAAGCAGCGUCAUUGGUUCCGUGCCUAGGCUUUUCGAUACAUUCGGUACCCGCCUAGCAUCUCUUUCGAUGUCUGGUAAAAAAUCCCCCCCGCAUUGUGCCGCGCCAUCGCAUAAUCUCCACCCGCUGGCUAUGUCGACUCAUGAUCUCCAACCAGAUCUGGAUUCUGCUGCUGAUGCUGUGGAGAUUAGUUUCUUGUCUACUGCGCGCGCGGGUACUAUUAUUGUUGGUGAAGAUGAGCUUAAACGCGCUAUUGAUGCUCUUGAGGCGGAAAAAGAGCCUAAGUUGUUGGAUUUGCAGGCUGAUUCGCAAACCCCACCUGAUAGUCCGCCGCAGCGGGGUUGA